AUACAACUUCAUAAUGGAUGGAUAGGCGGUCGUACCGACAGUUCAAACUUGACCGUUGAGAGCAGUGCACGUUUAUUCUAUUUUUAAAUUACGAUUCAAAAUGAUGCUGCCAGUUUUUGGAGUGUUGUUGGCUGCAUGUGGAGGCGUCUUAAGUCACACCUAUCAUCUAGGAGCAUGUCCAAUAGUGGAGCCGAUGCCUGGAUUUGAGAUGAAUAAGAUGCUUGGCGUCUGGUAUGUUAUACAAAAGACAUCGACAGCGUCGCAUUGCAUUACAUAUAACUUCACGAAGUCCGAAGAGCCCGGUAAAUACAAUUUGGAGCAAGUUUCUCAACACUUCAUACUGGGACUGACGCCUUUGAAACAUGACUACAGAUAUUCUGGAGUGCUAUCUGUUCCCGACCCGUCAGUUCCUGCUAGGAUGAAAGUCAGGUUCCCGUUAAGCGUGGCCGGCUCAGCGAGCUACACGAUCCUGGGGACCGACUACUCCACCUACGCCGCCAUAUUCACGUGCCAGAAACUCGCGUUCGCCCACAGGAGGUCCGCCACCAUUCUCUCCAGAACCAAGGAGCUUGACAGGAUGUUCGUUGAUAAGAUGCGAACGAAGCUGUCCUCAUUCGGCGUUGAUCCUUACGAUCUAUCGAUCAUCUCCCAAAACAACUGCCCCAAACAUCCCGACGGCGCCACUGAGGGAGUGAACAUCAAUAUCAACCCUGAUACGUUCUCCUCGCACAACAUCGGCGAGGCGGUCAGGAAGACUGGUGGAGUCAUCGCCGAUGGUGUAGAAUACGUAGUAGACGCCGGUAAGAAGGUGUACCACAAAGUAGCCAGCAGCAAGGAGGAUCUCACCGAGCCGCCAAUAAGUCAUAAUGGUUAUGAAGUACGGCCUCUUGAAGCCGACGCAGAAUGGCUUCCUUGAACACCUUCAAUAUAAAACUGUAAUACUCAUUGAAUCGACAUAGAGAAUGAAUGCUGUUAAAUGUUUUCAGUGUGAAAGAGAUAGAGUGAAUGUGCGGCUAACAUUUGUAUAAAACGAAGUUCCGCCAA
Manduca sexta (tobacco hornworm) is the source of this 1044-nucleotide messenger RNA. RefSeq names its product apolipoprotein D-like. The record is from RefSeq and is a predicted model, not a curated record. The transcript has 6 exons. Gene Ontology annotation, molecular function: pigment binding. Lineage: Eukaryota; Metazoa; Arthropoda; Insecta; Lepidoptera; Sphingidae. The coding region runs from base 101 to 916 and encodes 271 amino acids.